CCCUUCCAUAAGCCCCAGCAUCGCCUUUUUGAAAUCAAAGAAAUUAGCAAGCAGCCCAAUAACACCCGCCCACUCCCCUCUCCUCUGCUCUUACCCACACGCCCGGCACGCAGACGACCUGACAUCCAUUGCAUCCCCGAACCUCGACCUCACCAUCGCCGAGCAUAGCCAACUGCCCGUCUGUUCGCAUCAGCUUCCAGUGCCUUCUCCCCCAGUAGCACUCUUCUUAUACGCUUCUCCACUGUAGCGAAACGGGCUCCGCAUAGCAGCUCAGAAAUCAGCACACACGACCACCAACUCUCCGCCCACCGACGACGCCUGCACCCACCGCCAAGCUGUUCUCUUCGACGUUCCGCCGGGCCUCGUCUUCGCGGUUUCUCUCUGCGUUUGCACUCCCAAUCGCCGCCGCGGCUUCGUCCCCUCAGCGAACACCGCCUGCCGCGGGGCUCUCGACCUUUCCGAGCGCGCCCUCGUCGCCCAGAUCGGGUUCGCGGAAGAUGCAUUCCAGAGUAGUCAUCAUUGGCUCGGGGCCAGCAGGCCACACCGCAGCGAUAUAUGCGGCCCGCGCCGACUUGAAGCCGGUCAUGUACGAGGGCUUUCUCGCUCUCGGCAUCGCAGCCGGUGGGCAAUUAACCACAACCGAUGAAGUCGAAAACUUCCCUGGAUUCUCGAAGAUCCAGGGGCAAAAAUUAAUGGAGCAAAUGCGCGACCAGUCCGAAGCUUGUGGUACCGAGAUCAUCUCCCAGACUGUCGCCAAAGUCGACCUGAAGUCCCGCCCUUUCAAGUACUGGCUGCACCCUAUGGGCGACGACGACGAAAUUGAGCCAGAAACACACACUGCCGACUCCCUAAUUAUUGCGACGGGGGCGAAGGCACGGAGGUUGGAUUUGCCGGGAGAGGACAAAUACUGGGGUAAUGGCGUCUCAGCCUGUGCAGUCUGCGAUGGUUCUCUGCCAAUGUUUAGAGAUCAGCCGCUAGUAGUUAUUGGCGGAGGAGAUUCCGCAGUCGAGGAGGCGCUAUAUCUCACCAAGAAGGCGAAGAAGGUUACCGUGUUGGUACGGAGAGACAAACUCCGAGCGAGCAGGACGAACGCGCGGCGAUUGACGACGCACCCGAAAAUCGAAAUCAUGUACAAUACGAACGCUACCGAAAUCAAGGGCGACGAGAAAAAGAACGGGCUCAUGACUCAUUUGGUCAUCAAGAAUAAUGUCACGAAAGAGGAGCAGACGAUUGAGGCUCGAGGGCUAUUUUACGCUGUUGGCCACGAUCCUGCAACUGCGCUCUUCAAAGACCAGCUGGAUAUGGAUGAGGACGGCUAUCUCAUUACUACGCCAGGCAGGGGUUUGACGAGCGUCGAAGGCGUUUUUGCCGCUGGAGACGUUCAGGAUAAGCGAUAUCGGCAGGCUGUCACCAGCGCAGGCUCCGGUUGUGUCGCAGCUCUUGAGGCCGAGAAAUGGCUAGCGGACCAGGAUGACAAUGUGCAAAACGAGCUCGAAGUAGAGAACCAGACGGAAAAGUCCCAGGUCAAUGGAGUUGUUCCCGAAUACCGCUCAAACCCGCUCCUAUGAGCAUCUUUCCGAUAUUGCCAACACCUGCAUCUAAGCGCCCGCGCUUCAACGCCGCAUUAAAAGUCCACUCCUCCUACCUCACUCAAAUUACCUUGAUGAAUUUCUCCUUUUUCUUUGGCAUUGGCCCAGGCUUUCUAUGCAUACCUUUAGCGGUCUCUUUCAAGUCACAAAUGGGGCUCUCCCCUGCUGGCUUUAGCAUCGAGUUUUUUGGUUUUUCUCUUCGGUAAAUCUUCUGUGAAUAGCCUUUACCAACCGCCAGUAGAGGCAAGAUAGACCAGGAUUAGUCGGAUUACUGUGUGAAGGGGCUAUUUUUGGUUUCGUUAUGGCUGGAGCCUGGUUUGUUGGCUCGCCGCAUUGGCAUGAUAGACUCGAGCUUAGGGUUUUGGUAGAGAGGAAUGAUUCGGGGGAUUAUAUACGAGCGAUAAUUGAGAGACGAAGAGGUCGAAGAUGG
Messenger RNA from Lindgomyces ingoldianus, 2019 nucleotides. Its product is annotated as thioredoxin reductase. The transcript is spliced from 6 exons. Gene Ontology annotation, biological process: removal of superoxide radicals. Lineage: Eukaryota; Fungi; Ascomycota; Dothideomycetes; Pleosporales; Lindgomycetaceae. The record is from RefSeq and is a predicted model, not a curated record. Gene Ontology annotation, cellular component: cytoplasm. Gene Ontology annotation, molecular function: thioredoxin-disulfide reductase (NADPH) activity. Bases 498 to 1568 code for a protein of 356 amino acids.